AUGGUUGAUAUUAACAUCGGAGGCAGAGGCAGUUCCUCAAGCGACAUUAAUGGUGGCGGCGUGAAGGAACAAGAGCGGUUGCUGCCAAUAGCCAAUGUUGGUCGGAUAAUGAAGCAGAGCUUACCUCAGAACGCGAAAAUCUCGAAGGAGGCGAAGGAAACAAUGCAGGAAUGCGUGUCGGAGUUCAUAAGCUUCGUGACGAGCGAGGCCUCGGAGAAGUGCCGGAAGGAGAGGAGGAAGACGGUGAAUGGUGAGGACAUUUGCUGGGCACUGACAACACUGGGUUUUGAUGAGUAUGCAGAUACAAUGAGGAGGUACUUGCAUAGGUACAGAGAGUUAGAGGUGGAUAAGCAGCUCAAUAGUAAUCAAGAAAACAGAGGAAAUAGCCCUCAUCAUGAAGAGAAAGAUCAUGAACUACAUAAAUUGCACCCUCGAGGAGGAGUUAAUUAA
Lotus japonicus is the source of this 450-nucleotide messenger RNA. Its product is annotated as nuclear transcription factor Y subunit B-5-like. The record is from RefSeq and is a predicted model, not a curated record. The transcript has a single exon. NCBI's taxonomy places the organism in Eukaryota, Viridiplantae, Streptophyta, Magnoliopsida, Fabales, Fabaceae. Gene Ontology annotation, biological process: regulation of transcription by RNA polymerase II. Gene Ontology annotation, cellular component: CCAAT-binding factor complex; nucleus. Gene Ontology annotation, molecular function: DNA-binding transcription activator activity, RNA polymerase II-specific; RNA polymerase II cis-regulatory region sequence-specific DNA binding; protein heterodimerization activity. Bases 1 to 450 code for a protein of 149 amino acids.